This is a messenger RNA of Effrenium voratum, 360 nucleotides long. The record is from the annotation of a GenBank genome assembly. Lineage: Eukaryota; Dinophyceae; Suessiales; Symbiodiniaceae.
AUGGGGCUGAGCACCUGUCUAACAGAGGCCUUCCAUAGGCACUCUCAAUCCAAAUCACCAACGAUGCAGGCAUUGAGAUUUUUCGCCGACGCGCAGCUGGCGCAGGCCGUCAUGCAUGGUACGCAUGGAAAGGUCUUUCAAUCUUUAGCUGAAGCCUUCCUUCUGUCUUUUGUUAGGAGGCUUUGCCUUUCAGAGCUGCAGCCUUCUUGGGCCCUCUUGCGCUAUGAGAGCCUUCGCGGUCUGAAUUAUCGGGCCUGCGGAGAGCCCAAAGUGAACUUCCUUGCUGAGGGGCAAGGCGCUCUUUGUGCAAGGUGUGUGAUGCGGGCCACUGCGCCGAACUGGCAGACGGUCGGAUUUUGA